CACCUGCUCACUGCAAGCAUAUUUUUACUCUCUGUCUGUUUUCCUCCAUUAUUCUAUAUAAAAGAUAUUUCCUUGCUCACCGACGCUGAGAGUGCGGAGAGGGAGUUAGGAGAGAGAGGGAGGGGUUACCUACUGCGACAGAACCCAGUUGCUGAAAAUCUAAGAAACCGACUGCCUACUGGGUUGAGAGCUUCUUCAACAUCUGUGGGCGUUGAUGAUCACGGCCGCACAGGGCCAUUACAUGAAGAGUCUCUCUCUGGGUUUUGCAAAUGGCAGCCGCAGACAAAUCCCACGUGGUUGUUGAUGUGGUUGAGGAGGAAGUGGGACGCCGCAGCGCCGCCACGGGUCGAAGUAGUUACUUUGACUCCGGCUCACAGGGGUCGGAGGACCAGGAGGGGAGAUGCUCCAGUGAGUCAGGGUCUGAGAUUGUGGAGAGGGAAUCCUCUGUGUCGGAGGGUUCGGUUGAGGUGGAUCUGGAGGAGGUGAAGAUGCACGUGGUGAAGGUGGAGAGGGAUUGCAGGAUUUGUCAUCUGAGCUUGGAUGCAACGAAUCAGGAAUCUGGGAUUCCUAUUGAGCUGGGGUGUUCUUGUAAGGCUGAUUUGGCUGCUGCCCACAAGCAGUGUGCUGAGGCUUGGUUCAAGAUCAAGGGUAACAAAACCUGUGAGAUCUGUGGAUCAACCGCACGUAAUGUUUCUGGUUUGAGUGAAGCUGAGUUGGCGGAGCAGUGGCAUGAUGAAGCCGCACUGGCAACAACAGCAGGAGGUGCCCCUGUGCAGACAGCAGAGAGCCGAAACUUCUGGCAGGGUCACCGCUUCCUGAACUUCUUGCUAGCUUGUAUGGUCUUUGCGUUUGUCAUCUCGUGGCUGUUUCACUUCAAUGUGCCCUCAUGAAAAACUCGUGUAGAGGGUUGCCCAUUUCCUUCGGUGAUGAUAGAGAGGUAGCAACCAAGCACUCAGCGGUACCUUCCUUGUACCUGUGCCUCCAAAAACUAUGUUGGAGUUAGCUGUUUCUCUCUGUCUACUUGUUGUUCAUAUAUUAGUAGCCUUAGCUUCAGCAGGUCGUGUAAUUUAUAUUUCCACUAUUAAAAGUUUAAACUUGAAUUGAAUUUGCAUCACCAGAGUAGUUUAUUGUACUAACUCAAGAUGCUUUAUUAGAUAAACAUAACCAAUUAUAUGUAAAGAUUUGUGGCAGAUGCUUCACUA
This is a messenger RNA of Pyrus x bretschneideri (Chinese white pear), 1202 nucleotides long. RefSeq lists its product as uncharacterized. The coding region runs from base 270 to 890 and encodes 206 amino acids. Lineage: Eukaryota; Viridiplantae; Streptophyta; Magnoliopsida; Rosales; Rosaceae. Gene Ontology annotation, molecular function: zinc ion binding. The transcript is spliced from 2 exons. The record is from RefSeq and is a predicted model, not a curated record.